AUGUCGUUAAUAUUUGCGAACGUGGAAUCUCAGUUUACUAAAGACAAGGAUUUGAAAAAAGAUGACGUAAAGGCACUGAUAGAUUGGGCAAGUAAACAACCACAUUUUCCAAACCUAACUGAACUACAAGCAAUUAUGUUCCUACACAGCUGCUAUUAUCGAAAUGAAAUUGCCAAAACCACUAUUGACACUUUCUUCACUUUAAGAACCCGAUAUUCUGACAUGUUUAAAAAUAGAAACCCGUCUUCUGCUUCGAUGCAAAAAAUCAUCAAUCACAUGUUGGUCACUGUCCUUCCUGGAAAAACGCCAGAAAAUUAUGCAAUCAUUUUUAUGAAAUUUCUAGAAAAUAACUCCGAAAAUUAUAAUUUUCUAGAAGAACUCAAAUACGCAGAUAUGGUUUGCAUGUUACAUUUAUACCAGGAGGGACUCUCAAAUGGUUUUCUACUGGUAGCCGACUGUGAAGAAUUAAGUUUUGGUCAUUUGUUAAAGCACAAUCCAAUACUUAUCAAAAAAUUCGCGUACUAUUUACAAGAAGCUAUGCCCAUAAGAUUGAAAGGAAUGCAUUUUUUUAAUCCUCCACCAUUUAUGGACAAACUUUUGGCCUUGUUAAAACCGUUUUUAAAAAACGAGUUACUGAAUUCCCUACAUGUUCACAACACUCUCGAAAGUUUAACGAAGUUUGUCCCUCUUGAAUGUUUACCGAAAGAUUAUGGUGGAGCAGAAGAAACCGUUUCUGUUUUGCACGAAACCAUAAAAAGUAGAUUAGUCGAACACAGUAACUAUUUUGACUGGGAAGAAACAUUAAUUGUUGAUGAAAGCAAAAGGUUGAAAGAAUUCGAAAUGGAUGAUAUUUACGGCAUCGAUGGUUUGUCACCAAUCGCACAUGUGUCGGAUAUCAUGGGCACAUGUCUAGGAAGUUUGAGACGAGAUCCCACAGGACACCAAAAACCAUCUUCUUUCAAACAUUCCUCGGCGAGUGCAUUAGAAAUCAAAGUGGACCCACACAUUACUGAAUAA
Messenger RNA from Zophobas morio, 1017 nucleotides. Its product is annotated as alpha-tocopherol transfer protein-like. NCBI's taxonomy places the organism in Eukaryota, Metazoa, Arthropoda, Insecta, Coleoptera, Tenebrionidae. Gene Ontology annotation, cellular component: membrane. Bases 1 to 1017 code for a protein of 338 amino acids. Gene Ontology annotation, molecular function: phosphatidylinositol bisphosphate binding. The transcript has 7 exons. The record is from RefSeq and is a predicted model, not a curated record.